AUUCAGGGACCCACGGAGGCCCUUGCUCCACUCAAUUGCUCUAUCUUACUUUCUCAUUACAUAUUAAACAAGACAAGAUGACACUGGGCCUUUUCAUUCACGCUAUUUUUAAAAAACCACAGAUUACUUUAAUUUAUUCUUGUCGAUUGUUUUUCAUUCAAUUAUUUUUUAUCAUCCUUUGGCGUGUUUUUCAGUUUUUCUUUUCCGCAUUUGGAUUUUGAUUCCUGCACUGACUGACGGAUGGCAAGCCCUGAUCCAAAAGAACCUUCUCGUGUUCAACAUCGUAGCAUUAUGAGCACCCAGGCGACUAAUUUUGCUCGUGGAAAGUAUCCUAGCAGACGGUGGUCAGUCGUCACUGUCACGGCGACCACGACCUACAGACCCAUGGCAACGCCUCCUUUCAUUGCUAGUUUUGCGAAUGAAGACUUGAUUAUGGACGCGCCAGGAUUUGCAUUUUCUACGCAACCGCGCCGUUUGACCGAAUCCACGAGUUCCCAAGCGUUACAGAGCCAGGCCGUGGUGUUGCCUUCGAUCACUGCGCACUCUAGUGACAGUGCCAUGGAGCAGCCCAACGAUACGAUGACUGUCCCGCCGCCCGUUGGAUCUAUCGUUGGUGGAUCCCUUGCUGGGUUAUCCUUACUGCUUGGUCUGAUUCUGCUGAUCCGUCAGCGGCAACGGCACCGACGAAAUGCGAAAAUUGAAUCUGGCUCGUUGAACGGUCAUGAUCAGGGCAGUUGGACCAGUUUGAAUUCAGGAACCGACAGUUUGACCUCUUCACCACCAGCACUCCCGACCAAAAAGUCCAGACGCUUGACCGCAGAUGAUAUACUGAACGAUUCAGCAAAAACCUCGGAGAAACCCAAAAGGAUGUCCCUGGAUACUACCAUGUCGUUGUCGGAAAAGGAAGUACAAACAGACGAAAGUGAGCAGCCCUCGAAUGAACCUUCCUCGCCCAAUUCUCACCAUAUUCAACCGUACAAGGCGCAACUGGCCAUGAACACUUCAUCCAACGCCAUAGAUAGUGGUUUGAUUGAACCUCUCUGCGUUUACGAUUCCAUGCUUAGUAUUGCUGAUAAAAUCCAGCCAAGUAUUAAUGAAGAAGACGAAGAAGAAGAAGAUGAGAAACCAGAGGAAAAUGAAGUACAAGAUACCAAUGCCCCAUCGGAUGACGACAGUAAUGAAGAAACCCUUGAAAAUCAUGGUGAAAAAGAAAAAUCUGAAAAAUCCAAUGACAAGGAAUUGAGAAAUGGUAAUGAAGAAGCUGGCUCUCUGGAUAAACAAAAUCAAAAAUCGAGACAAAAAGCUGGAAAGAAGGUUCAAUGGCAAGAUAUUGUGCAAGGGAAAUCCACAGAAGACGAGCAAGAAUCAUUGGAUUAUGAUCACGUUAGUCUCACAAUAACAGAAUGUUCCUGUCAGGACAGCAAUAAUUCAAGUCCGAUUACUCUCAAAGCCCAGAAGCAAAAGAGUGAUGCAUCCAAGGAAGAAGUCUAA
Molecule: messenger RNA, 1491 nt
Organism: Radiomyces spectabilis
Lineage: Eukaryota; Fungi; Mucoromycota; Mucoromycetes; Mucorales; Radiomycetaceae
Exons: 1
Coding region: 241-1491 (416 amino acids)
Source: RefSeq, a predicted model, not a curated record